AGUGGAUCGAAGCAAACCCAGGUCGGAACGCACCUCCUCUUGGAUACCAAGGGACAAGCCAGGCCCCUCGUGGGCAAGGCUCUUGCAGUCAGAAUUGUGGACCAAUAGUUAGAACCCUGUGCGAUGGAGCUAUUGCGAAGGAGCAAAAAACUGCCCUGGGUCUGAGAGGACGUCCUGGCAGAAGUGACGCCUGAAUCGAGGUGUAGGCAAAGCCCGAAUCCGGCUGGCUAUGGAAGCCUGGACCAUGUAACCCCGGCAACGGAGAAAUUUUGUCAGCUACUGUUCCCCGAGGGCUCAGAGUCUGCGGCCCAUUUAAGAGGGGGCGUGGCGGCAUCUGGCGGAAGUGCCUAAGGAAGGGGUGGGGCCACGAGAAGAGCGGAAGCCGGAAGUCGAGGCCUGAACUGCGCGUGGGGGAGAUGGCGGCCGACGGGGCUGUGGAGCCCGGGCCCCCGGCGGCUACUGCUGUCCCCUCGCCCGCCCCUGCCCGGGCUCCUGCCCCGGGGCACUUCUUCCGGCCUAUCAGCGCCGAGGACGAGGAGCAGCAGCCUACCGAGAUUGAGUCGCUCUGCAUGAACUGUUACCGCGACGGCAUGACGCGCCUCCUCCUCACCAAGAUCCCAUUCUUCAGAGAAAUAAUUGUGAGCUCCUUUUCCUGCGAGCACUGUGGCUGGAACAACACAGAGAUCCAGUCGGCAGGCAGAAUCCAGGACCAGGGUGUGCGCUACACUUUGACCGUCAGGGCUCCGGAGGACAUGAACAGAGAAGUAGUGAAGACUGACUCUGCCACCACAAGGAUCCCAGAGCUUGAUUUUGAAAUUCCUGCCUUCAGCCAGAAGGGAGCUCUGACCACUGUUGAAGGCUUGAUCACCCGUGCUAUCUCUGGCCUGGAGCAGGAUCAGCCCACACGAAGGGCAAAGGAAGAAGCCGUAGCUGAAAGAAUUGAUGAGUUCAUUGUCAAACUGAAAGAGCUAAAGCAAGUGGCCUCUCCUUUCACUCUGAUCAUUGAUGAUCCUUCAGGGAACAGCUUUGUGGAAAACCCCCAUGCUCCCCGGAAAGAUGAUGCCCUGGUGAUCAUACACUAUAACCGGACUCUGCAGCAGGAAGAGAUGCUGGGGCUCCAGGCAGAGGCACCAGAAGAGAAGCCAGAAGAGGAAGAUCUCAGAAACGAAGUGCUCCAGUUCAACACAAACUGCCCGGAAUGCAAUGCUCCGGCCCAGACCAACAUGAAGCUAGUUCAAAUCCCCCACUUUAAGGAGGUUAUCAUCAUGGCUACCAACUGUGAGAACUGUGGCCAUCGGACCAAUGAGGUGAAAUCUGGAGGAGCGGUAGAGCCCUUGGGCACCAGGAUCACCUUCCACAUCACAGAUCUCUCAGAUAUGACCAGAGACCUGCUCAAGUCUGAGACGUGUAGUGUGGAAAUUCCAGAGCUGGAAUUUGAACUGGGAAUGGCUGUCCUCGGGGGCAAGUUCACCACACUGGAGGGGCUGCUGAAAGAUAUCCGGGAACUGGUGACCAAGAACCCUUUCACACUGGGUGACAGUUCUAAUCCUGGCCAGACGGAGAAACUGCAGGAGUUUAGCCAGAAGUUGGACCAGAUCCUUGAGGGUAACAUGAAAGUCCACUUUAUUAUGAACGAUCCAGCAGGAAACAGCUACUUGCAGAAUGUGUAUGCACCUGAAGAUGAUCCUGAGAUGAAGGUGGAGCGUUAUAAGCGCACAUUUGACCAAAACGAGGAGCUUGGGCUCAAUGAUAUGAAGACGGAGGGCUAUGAGACAGGCCUGGCCCCACAGCGGUAGCAGUGGGCCGUUCCCGGCCAGCCUCCGGUGCUGCUCAGACUGCAGGGUUAUUUAUUACUAUUGGGAAAGACUGGGAGUGUCCUCCCCACCAGGCCUCGCCCUUGCGGGGAGGGCACCUGGUCUGAAUUGGAGAUCUACGCACACUUUCUAAACAGUUUGUGAUGCCAGUGCAAGCCUAUUGUGUUAUUUGACCUUAUUUUGGAGGUUUUGAAACAGUUUGGGAAGAAAGCCGGAAAAUGAACCAUGGGGCCUGUCGUUAUCACUUUGUUCCUGUCAAUCUUUACCCUCCUUCCAUACAACACUCUCUCCUCUAGGGUUGGAACUCUGAAGUUGUACAAGGUGGAAGAGAGCUACAGCUGGAGUUUGGGGGUUGGCUUUGGGUAUAUAAAAUACAGACUUUCAGCAGGAAAGGAGUCUUCUGAGGGGAGGGAGUCCAGCACAGGUGAAGAAGUUGUCAUUAAAAUGGUGGCUUUCAAACAGUACUGGCCUCUGAAUUCACUCUGCCCAGUGUUUGAUAUCAUGCUGGUAGAAUUCAACCUCCUGAAGAAAAUUUUCUCUAAUGUGGCCACUGUAAUUUGGGGAUUGGUGCUAGUGUUUCAUUCCUUCCUUCAGCAGAUGUGUGAGUGCUUCCUUUGUGCCAGGCACACCACAGAACAAUGAACAAAACAAAACUGCUUUCAUGGAGCUUAAAGUCUAGGGGGGCAAACUGACAGCAAACUGACAGGUGAAACAGU
Messenger RNA from Ceratotherium simum simum (southern white rhinoceros), 2530 nucleotides. RefSeq names its product ZPR1 zinc finger (gene ZPR1). Gene Ontology annotation, cellular component: nucleus. Lineage: Eukaryota; Metazoa; Chordata; Mammalia; Perissodactyla; Rhinocerotidae. Gene Ontology annotation, molecular function: zinc ion binding. The record is from RefSeq and is a predicted model, not a curated record.